Molecule: messenger RNA, 1684 nt
Organism: Megachile rotundata (alfalfa leafcutting bee)
Lineage: Eukaryota; Metazoa; Arthropoda; Insecta; Hymenoptera; Megachilidae
Source: RefSeq, a predicted model, not a curated record
AUUGCACCUAGAGACUUAUUAUCACACAAUCGUAGCGUUAUGUUCCUGCACACUUUUCAUCGAGAGGCGUCGUCGAACAUCGAUUACCAAUUCGUCUACGUGAGCAAAGAAAUAAAAAUCCUGGGGACCAGUUCCUAUUUCCGGUUCGUCCUGUCACCUCCCCUUCGUUCCCUCGAUCGAAAACCCGACACGCCAGAAAUCGUUAACGACGGUCAUUUUCCGUCGAUCCUGUCGCCCAGACCGAUCGAUAUCGAAAAAAUAACGAAGAGCAAAUCGAUCGACAGCAUCCUCGAAGCGCAUCGCACGACGUGCGGGUACUCGGAUCAGCGACGAAGACCGUGUCGAGUUUGCCACGCUUCGAAAUUUGAUUCAUCGUACACGGCAAACAAGGCACAGUUUUUAACGUUGCUUAAUGAACAAUUGAUGGCGCGAGUGGGACGGUUGGAACGUGAUUUGGGUUUGACGGAAGCGGCCCUAAAGAACGAGAAAAUGGCGCGGAUGACGCUGUCGAAAAAGCUGCAUAUUUAUGAGUCUUUCGUCGAUGAAAUGUUCCGGCGUUUGAAUGCUGUGGAUAUGGUGAAAGUCAGAGAUACCAUGAAAAGGGAGAUCACAAUACAAAAAGUGAAGUCGAAAGAAUUAUCUUCGAUACGCGACCAGCAAGGCGACAAGUCUGUUCCAAUUCCAGAGGUCUCGAUGUUCAAUCGAUCCUCCGAGUACCAGACCUACAACGAUGAAGAAAUCACGGAGACAAACAAAACUCAGGAGAUUCUUCAGCAACCAAAUUUAUCUGACGAUUUCGUCAAAGUAAUUCAUAAUCCAGAACUUAUGAGGGAGUUAUUUAUAAAAGACGAAGCUACAAUGACUGUUGACAAUUCUGAAGUUAAUUCGGUUAUGGGAGAAUUCGUCAAGGAAAUGACUGUUCCAAAAGUUGAGGAUUCUGAUAAUCAAAGAUGUAGAACCAAAGAGGAGACAAAUACAAUAAAUGGGCAAGGAGACAAAGUUGAUUAUAAAAUCGAAGAGAACUGUGUUCAAAAAUUAAACGAAACAGAAGACAAUGUUGAUUCCAAAGAAAUUAAUAGUAAUCAGAUAUCUGCAGAGAAUAAUUUACAGGAAUGGGUGCUCGAAGGCGAAUGCUACUUGAAAAUGUCCAAUAGGAUGCAUCAGAUGAUCGAUAACGUCGAGAGGAGUUUGAAAAAUUGUUUGAAGGCUCAAGGUAUCCAUAUUGAGUCAGAUACUCCAAAAAGUAUGGACAGCAAGAAUCAGGAGACGCCUCAAACCUCGUCUGUUUUAAUAAAAUGUUGCAACGCUAAAUUGUCCAUUAUAAAGUGAACUUAGAUAGAUCUCUGUAUGUAAGAUACAGUCGUAAAUUAAAUGGAUUCAAGUUCGCUGCAGUCUGAUAGAAAAAUCCGACUGUCGUCAUCAAAAACACGAGCUGUAAAUAAUAAAAUGUUGAAUAUUCUGCGUUCAAUAUCCGCUUCUACGUUAUUUCUGUUCGUGCUAAAUGCGUUGUAUCCAUUACGAUCCUUUCUGUGCGAUAUCGAAACGUUAAUAAACACGGUUCAGCAGAACAGCGAUUUUUAAUCGCAAAAUCGCGGAUCCACAUUUUCAUGUACCAAUAAUACUAUUUUUAACUGUGGUCGAUUUCAAAUAAAAUUACGUGAAAAAGUUCAAUCGUUUUCCUAAC